CACGCCAGGAGCCGGCCCAAGGCGUUCGUUAUAAAUAAGUAUUAUGCCUCCGGAUGGUUCUCGAUCAUUUAUGUUUGCGGCGGUGCUUGUGCGCGAUUGUUAGAGAACAGCUUCGUUAUGUACUUGGACGUGUUUAAAGUGUUGCUCGUGUUGGCCUGUGUCUCCGGAUCACUAUUGCAGGAAUUGGAUGAGAUUGAUUUCGACGAAGGAGACGAAGAUUACAAUGAAGAGGCCCCGGACGAGAACCGAGAAACCUGGUGGGAGAUGUUCACAAACGUCUUCGGCAGCGGGACACAAAAUGGAGAGCAGGAUGAAGAACUCGUCGCGAUAGAUCAAGAGAAGUGCGCCAAAUGUAGCUGUGGAAUCCCGAACAAACAGCAACGCAUCGUGGGUGGACAGACAACCUACGUGAACUAUUAUCCAUGGAUGGCUCAUCUUCUUUACCGCAACAAAUUUUACUGUGGGGCAACUCUCAUCAAUUCAAAAUACGCACUCACUGCUGCUCAUUGCGUUUACGGAUUUGACAAGAAGAACAUAGUAGUCCGGAUCAAGGACCAUGAUAGGUCAUCGCAAAACGAAACUUAUCACAUCGAUCGUAAAGUGAAAACGGUUAUAAGAUACAAAGGCUACAGUCCGAGUACCUACAACCAUGAUAUCGCUCUAUUACGCCUGGACGAGGAGGUUCAAUGGAACGAGCUUCUUCGACCUGUCUGUCUCCCACGACCAGGACUAUCAUACACGGGCCACGACGGGAUUGUGACUGGUUGGGGUGUAACAAAGCAAGGUGGACAGGUUUCAGAUACCCUGCAAGAAGUGAAAGUGCCUAUCAUGUCAAACUCUGAGUGCAAGAAAACCAAGUACGGAGAGAAGAGGAUAACAAACAACAUGCUUUGCGCCGGCUAUCCAAAGGGCGAAAAAGAUUCUUGUCAGGGAGAUAGUGGAGGACCUCUGCAUGUACAAAACGACACUUACUAUCACAUUGUCGGGAUCGUCUCUUGGGGAGAGGGCUGCGCCCAAGAAAACUACCCUGGCGUUUAUUCUAGAGUGAAUCGCUACCUCACUUGGAUCAACAACAACACACUUGACACAUGUUCCUGUGGUUAUUAUUAGUACAAAUAGCACCAACACGCACCCUCAGUACAAACGAAGCUGUCUCUCUCAUCACCCGCGAAAAUCUCUUCAUGCGAUCGAAGCCAAAAUUACAUCCGCAAAAAAUCCGACCGGCUCUGACAACAUCAUCCCCCGAAUGAAACGAUGACAAACAUAAAUUCGCAUUAUAAAUCAAGCGAGACGAAAAGAAAAGAUAUCCCGAAUACUACAUAAUGCUCGUUAAGUUAAAACUUUUAAGAAGGUAUUGUUAAUUUACAAAUGUGACCGCAGAUUCAAACUUUGAUUCAUGACAAAUUCAAGACUUCACAAUGCCGUGAAGUUUCAGUUCAUUUUGUAAAAAUGUAUUUUGAAUAUUAUGCAUGAAUGUAUAAAAUCGUAAAUUGUAACUUAAAUAAUUUUUUCAGUUCAAUAUAUUAUCUAUAAAAAA
Molecule: messenger RNA, 1537 nt
Organism: Bemisia tabaci
Lineage: Eukaryota; Metazoa; Arthropoda; Insecta; Hemiptera; Aleyrodidae
Product: trypsin-1
Biological process (GO): proteolysis
Molecular function (GO): serine-type endopeptidase activity
Source: RefSeq, a predicted model, not a curated record